Entelurus aequoreus (snake pipefish) is the source of this 4290-nucleotide messenger RNA. Its product is annotated as trichohyalin-like. The record is from RefSeq and is a predicted model, not a curated record. The transcript is spliced from 2 exons. The coding region runs from base 145 to 3435 and encodes 1096 amino acids. Lineage: Eukaryota; Metazoa; Chordata; Actinopteri; Syngnathiformes; Syngnathidae.
AUGUGGCACAGCGAGCACCCUCAUCACAAAAACAAACACCUCGUGAUGUCAGGCCUUCAUUCGUUGCAUCCGCACCCACUCAACACAUUGCAGAUGCCACAUUGAGCCCGAGAGUAACCCUUGCUGAGGAGCAGCGAGCCUACAAUGGAGGAGAACAUCGCCUCCUACCUGAAGUUUCUGGAGGGGAACUACAGGAAGAUGUUGAUUGAAAACUCUGAGCUUUCCAACACCAUGAGGGCCAACGAGAAGACACAGGCCGAGUUGCGCAAGAGCAACGUGGAGCUGGACAAGUUCAAAGUGGAGCUGCGCACCGUCAACGUGGAGCUGGACCAUGUCCAGGUGGAGCUGUGCAAGACCAACCGAGAGCUGGACCACCUCAAAAUGGCCACGCAGAUGUCCCACAAGGAGGCGCGCUGGAGGCGGGAGAAGGAGGAGCUGCUCCGAGGCAAGGAAUCGCUGCACGACAACACUCACAACAGGGAGAGACCUCAUCUGGACUGCUUUGUCGUAACUACCAAGGUCCAGGGCUUGACGGAAAAUAACAACAUGGAGGAGAACGAGCAAGACAUGGACUGUCAGGAAAAGUCAGGGACUGACCAAAAGACGAAUGAGGUGAAGGAGGAGAAACAGAGUGAAGGAGAGACACACAGCGAUCAUAGGACAGAGGAGAAGGUCAAUCACGACCACAAAGACCAGGCGAAAGGCCAGAGGGAGGAGGAAGAGAAAAAGAGGGCGAAGGAUGAGAACAAGCGGGAUAGUGAUCAGGAGGUGGCGGAGAAGAUGGCGAAGAAGCAAAAUAAUGACAGGGAGGGAAAGGAGGAGGAGCAAGGAAUUGAUCAGGAGAAGAUGGCGGAGGAGAAGGAGCCAGCGACGGACAAGAAAAUGGGGAGGGAGAAGGAGCAGGAAAGUGACAAGGCGGAGAAGAUGGAGAUGGAGCAAGGGAGAGCAAAUGGCAAAAAGGAGGAGGAGGGGAAGGUGGAGAGGGAGGAGGAAGAAGAGCGUCCACGGGAGAAGGUGGAGAUGGAGAAGGAGCAACAGAGUGAUCAUAAGAUGGAGAGGAAGAAGGAGCAAGAGAGUGAUGAGAAGAUGGAGAGGUGGAAGGAACACGAGAGUGACGAGAAGAUAGAGAGGUGGAAGGAGCAAGAGUGUGACAAGAUGGAGAGGAAGAAGGAACACGUGAGUGACGAAAAAAUGGAGAGGUGGAGUGAGCAAGAGAGUGACGAGAAGAUGGAGAGGUGGAAGGAGCAAGAGAGUGACGAGAAAAUGGAGAGGAAAAAGGAACACAAGAGUGACGAGAAAAUGGAGAGGAAGAAGGCGCAAAAGAGUGAUGAGAAAAUGGAUAGGUGGAAGGAUCAAGAGAGUGACGAGAAGAUGGAGAGGAAGAAGGAACACGAGAGUGACGAGAAAAUGGAGAGGUGGACGGCGCAAGAGAGUGACGAGAAGAUGGAGAGGUGGAAGGAGCAAGAGAGUGACGAGAAAAUGGAGAGGAAAAAGGAACACGAGAGUGACGAGAAAAUGGAGAGGAAGAAGGCGCAAAAGAGUGACGAGAAAAUGGAGAAGAAGAAGGAACACGAGAAUGACGAGAAAAUGGAGAGGAAGAAGGCGCAAAAGAGUGACGAGAAAAUGGAGAGGAGGAAGGAACACGAGAGUGACGAGAAAAUGGAGAGGAAGAAGGCGCAAAAGAGUGACGAGAAAAUGGAGAGGAAGAAAGAACACGAGAGUGACGAGAAAAUGGAGAGGAAGAAGGAACACGAGCGUGACGAAAAGAGGGAGAGAAAGAAGGAACAUGAGAGUGACGAGAAAAUGGAGAGGAAGAAGGCGCAAAAGAGCGACGAGAAAAUGGAGAGAAAGAAAGAACACAAAAAUGACGAGAAAAUAGAGAGGAAGAAGAAACACGAGAGUGAAGAGAAGAUGGAGAGGAAGAAAGAGCAAGAGAAUGACGAGAAGAUGGAGAGGGAGGAGGAGCAAGAGAGUGAUGAGAAAAUGGAGAGGAAGAAGGAACACAAGAGUGACGAGAAGAUGGACAGGAAGAAGGAGCAAGAGAGUGACGAGAAGAUGGAGAGGUGGACGGAGCAAGAGAGUGACGAGAAAAUGGAGCGGAAGAAGGAACACAAGAGUGACGAGAAGAUGGAGAGGAAGAAGGAACAAGAGAGUGACGAGAAGAUGGAGAGGUGGACGGAGCAAGAGAGUGACGAGAAAAUGGAGAGGAAGAAGGAACACGAGAGUGACGAGGACAUGGAGAGGAAGAAGGAACACAAGAGUGACGAGAAGAUGGAGAAGUGGACAGAGCAAGAGAGUGACGAGAAGAUGAAGAGAAAGAAAGAACACAAAAGUGACGAGAAAAUGGAGAGGAAGAAGGAACACGAGAGUGACGAGAAGAUGGAGAGGAAGAAGGAGCAAGAGAGUGACGAGAAGAUGGAGAAGGAGAAGGAGCAAGAGAGUGACGAGAAGAUGGAGAGGGAGAAGGAGCAAAAGAGUGACGAGAAAAUGGAGAGGAAGAAGGAGCAAGAGAGUGACGAGAAGAUGGAGAAGGAGCAAGAGAGUGACGAGAAAAUGGAGAGGGAGAAGGAGCAAGAGAAUGGACAAAAAGAGAAAGAGGGGAAGGAGGACAUCAGCCAGAAGAAGGAGAAAGAGGAGGAUCUACUCAGGGAGGAGAAAGGGAGCAAAGAGGAAGCACAAAGCGAUCAGAAGGAAGACAAAGAGGAGAAGAACAACAAGGAGAAGGAAAAUGUCCAAAAGGAGAAGAAAGACACAAUGUUAAGGAAGGAGGACAGACAGCAGGAGGAGAAAAAAGGCCUAAAGAACGAGGAGAGCCAGACGGCUUCAACUAGUUAUGAGAGGAAAGAGGAGGAGUACAGACUGGAGGAGAAGUGGAAGGAGAGAAGAAUGGCACUGAUGGGGGAGUGGAGGGAGAGGGAGAAGAAGGAGCAGGAGAAGAAGAAGGAGAAAGACAAGAAGUUAAGGGAGGAAUGGGAAGAGCGGGAGAAGAGAGAGGAGGAGAGGAGGCGAGAGAGGGAGAGGAGAAUUAGGGCAGAGUGGAGGGCGAGGGAGAGGAGGGAGAUGGAGAGGAAGAGAGAGAGGGACAGACUCAAAGCCGAGUUGAAGGAGAGAGAUAAGAAGGAGGAGGAGCAGAGGAAGAGAGACAAGGAGGAGACCAAGGACAGGGAGAAGAGAGACGGGAUGGAGAGCAGCGGGGAGGAGGAGUACAGGGAGAAGAGGGAGCAGGAGAAACUGAAGGCGGAGUGGAGAGAGCGGGAGAAGAAGGAGGAGGAGAAGAGGAAGGACAGGGACAGGAAACGCAAGGCAGAGUGGGAGGAGGUGCAGAGGAGAGACAAGGAGAAGAGGAAGGAGAGGGAGAAGAAGAGGGGAGACAAAAAAGAGAGCUCCUUCUCCCAAAAGCUGAUGAGUCUCAUGUGCUGCAGGGGACGCAAUUGAGGAGAGGAUUCUUUUUGUCUUCAACCAAGUUUGCAGCAGCAUCUUGGAUCUGACAGGAAAAAGGCAGUCUUUCCCUCAUCAAAGGGGGCGGAGCUUCGUUCCCCGGGUCACUGUCCGCUGGAGAUGGCAUGUCCACGGGUCAGCUUCCAACAUGGACCACUUAUUAAAUCUCCGCUUGACGACCAAUGGCGACGGCGGGAAAUGUUUCUUCACAAAAGGCUGAAAGGCUCGCCAACACGCGGACCCCCCAUUGACCACUCCACUUUCAGACAUUAAAGACAUUUUAAUGAGACAAUGUUUGUGUCCUUGACUCGUAUUAAAGUCAGCAUGAGAAACUCGCACAUCAUACACCCAACAGCCACUUGAUUAGGCACACCUGAGUCGGAUGGAGACCAGAACUAACAGUACUCGUCGGUCCCGAUUUUCUCUACUUUUCGUGUGUGUGUACGUGUGUUAAUAAAUGUUGAUUUGUUCAACAAUAAAAUCAGUUUACCCGAGGUGUGUUGCCGUUAGGUAUGUCCUCAUCCAAUACUGAUUGUAGAUAUCUGUCCGACACCCGCAAAAAGACAAGUAUCGAAUCAUUUUAAUUUGCAUGUAAAAUGUCGGAUAUAAGCUCCGAUACAAGCAGUCUGAAAUUUGAAAAGCUGGACAGUCUGGUUCACAACUAAUUGUCCUCCAAUAAGUACACAAGGUUGGUCAUUUCUUGUACAGACCUGAAAACCAGUGAAGUUGGCACUAGGGAUGGAGACCAGAACUAACAGUUCAUGUCGGUCCCGAUUUUCUCUACUUUUCGUUUGUGUGUACGUGUGUUAAUAAAUGUUGUUGUUCAACAAUAAAAUCAGUUUGUCCGAGGUG